Caenorhabditis sp. 36 PRJEB53466 is the source of this 1760-nucleotide messenger RNA. NCBI's taxonomy places the organism in Eukaryota, Metazoa, Nematoda, Chromadorea, Rhabditida, Rhabditidae. The record is from the annotation of a GenBank genome assembly.
AUGAUAUCUUCGGUAAAUUCGUGGCGACAGGGCUCGCCGGACUUUGACGAGUUUCCCGACGAGCCGAAAUGGUUCACACUGCAAUUUUUGGACGUUCCCGACAUGUGAGUUGCGCUUUUUUGGCAGAAAACAAAAACCAAUGAGACAAGCACGUUUAGAAUCGACUUUUCGCUGUGCUCCGCGAGGGCCCGGGACGCUGUGAGAGCUCUGAAGCACCGAGAAAUGAGAAUUGCGGCGCAGGUGGCUGAGCGUGGAGUUAUUCAAAUUUCGAGUGGAGAAAAGGACGGCUCGAAGCCGCUCUUCGAGUGGACCAUCAAUAAAGCGCCGUUCGAAGGCGGUCUACCGUCCAAGUACCUGAACGGAGUCAAGCUGGAGACAGAGUACGGUUCUUCUUCUUCUUCUUCCCUUAUUUUAGUCUGCUAAUACCGGUUGCAAGUAGAUCACAUGAUAACAUUCGGUUCGAUCGUUUUUCUUAUCGCGGGCCGAAGAACUGAUGUCCCCAGAGUGUAAAUCGAUGCGAAAAGAGAGAUAUUUUGGGGAGAAGGUCGGCGAAUUGACGGUUGAAGGCCCAUAAUACUGAUCUGUGAUCUUCAAGUUAACUAAUGAUCCACUUGAACCAGAUUAGGACUUGAUACGAGACUUGUCCUUAUCAGGACUGGGUAAAAGGCCAGGCUUUUCGAAAACCUGCCAAGUAUCUUGGGGUCCCCAAUACCGUUCGUUAAACUCGGUGUAUCUCAGCUGCCGGUAAAGAUAUCAGUAAGUUGUCAACUGAGAAAUUGUUCAUUAAGACAUUUUGUACAUUUUGUUAGUUGACCAUUAUUUGAUAUCUUUACAGGCAGCCAAGAUACAGCUUAAAAUCAAACUAGUACGGUUUCAAAGUGUCUUAAUCACUUGCCAGUUCCAUGAGUUAAAACAAUCUGAACAGAUUCAAUUCAGAAAGCCCCGCGAUGGAAUCCGUUUCACCUCGCGCGCCCCGUACAUCGAAGAAGCGAUGAUCGGCGUGAUCACCUACUUCUCCGACCUCUUCCAAACGCACAUUCACACGUUCAUGGGCAAACUGGAAGAUCAGGCGACGUUCAGUCGUCUCCUCACCGCGCUGGGGAAAUGCGAGAAAGUGACGAUCACGAUUGGACAGGACAGAGAUGUCAUAUUCCGACAGGCGCUUGAAAGUCUGAGUGUGUCGGAAGUGCUCGAGGUGACCGGAGGUCCGAAGCCCAGUUUCAAGAUUGAUAAGGUAAGGAUGAUCAGAAAGGCAAAACGUUUUGAUUGCUGACUUCAGGUGUUCCGAACGAAGCAACUAUUGUUCAAAGACGCCCGAUGGGUCACCCGGGCCAACUUCCUGAACAUGCAAUGCGAUACGAUCGUUCUCCAUCGUUGCCUGCUCACCGUUGCCGACUUUAAAGUGUUCUUGGAGCGAUGGGCGAGCGGAACCAACAAAUCCUUCUACUUUUUGUUCGUUGUGCUCGAGGACAGCGAUAUGAAUCUGGAACCGCUGGUCCUGGACAAACGGGCGAGGUACGGAGGCAUCAAGGUCGCCCCGUGGGACCGACGGAAGAGGGGACGGUUUUACAAGUGAGUUUAUGACUUUGACGCCAUCAUUUUCAAGUUUACGCUUCAGUACUUUGGACCUGGGCGACGGUUUGGACAUCGAGAGACCCGAUGGACGCUUGGGGACCUUCGGAGCUCUCCGCAACAACUUCUUUUUUGUCACCUGGAAGAAUCGGUUCCCGAAAAAGAUCAAAAACGGCGGCGCCUACUAA